UAAUAUAUUAUAUAUCUCUCCCCAAAUUCUCCAGAAAUGGCGAUGCCAUAUUCAAACUCAAAUGACACAGAGAAGCCCCUGAAUUUCGAAAAAUUAAAAAAGAACCCCAAGAAUUCGAAUAUGGUAUCUUUCUGGGCCUUUUUGCUAACCACUUUCAUUUACAUAUCUGUAUUCUACUACAUCUUCAACCUUUCACCUUCGGUUGUUGUCUGCACCACAAAAUUCUGGUUUAUUAUGUCAAAUACCCUAAUUCUCAUCAUAGCAGCUGAUUUCACUGCCUUCUCUUCCUCUAAAUUAUUACACCACAAUUUUUACGAUGAAUUCGACGACAAACUGCACAACAGAAGACCAGCAAAAAAUAGUAUUAGUACCGUUCCAGUUUCCGAGUCACGGUACGAGAGAACAGUGCCAAAAUAUAAUGUAAAAGAAGUACUUAUUGACGAAGAAGAGCCUCGAGAAAAGAUAAUAUCCAUGAUAGAAAAUAAGCCGGAGAAAAUCCUAUCAACCGGCAAAAAUAGAGAUGAUCGGCGCGCGGAACUAGUUAAACCUAUUAAUAAUGCAGAUUUUUUGGAUCGGAAAAGGAAGAGAGAGUUGACUGUCGUUACCGAGCAUGUGAAUCGUCCUAAUCGUGAAGGUGCUGAUAUUGAUGUACAGAAAAUGGUUUCGGAAGAAAACGAGUAUUCGGAAAUGUCGGAUGAAGAAGUGAACAAACGAGUUGAGGAAUUCAUUCGUAGGUUUAACAGGCAGAUCAGGCUUCAGGCACUUCAAAAUCGCCCAUGAUCAUAAGACAUUUGCUAUAAUGUAUCACCAUAAUUUUGUUUUUGUUAUCGUUUUUAACGUCUCGUGUUCGGUAUGUUAUGUUCGAUAUGAUCGAUUAAUCUCCUUUUUGUUUCCAUUUUUGUAUUUCUCAACGACGAAAUUCAAAUAUUAAUUUACUUUGAUAGAUUGAAGAG
Erythranthe guttata (spotted monkey flower) is the source of this 953-nucleotide messenger RNA. RefSeq names its product cotton fiber protein. The record is from RefSeq and is a predicted model, not a curated record. NCBI's taxonomy places the organism in Eukaryota, Viridiplantae, Streptophyta, Magnoliopsida, Lamiales, Phrymaceae.